GCAAUUCCCCCAUGUUUCUACCGCCGCAUUCCGCCGAACGAAAGUUUCACGUGACCCAUCCUUUGAUGCAUCAAAUUUUGGUGGCUCCGCAGCCAAGAUCAUUUUGUCCAAUUAUCAACCACCAUUCAACAGCUGAACUGCAACGUGCUGACUUGCUCGAGCUUGCUUAUAUAUCACGACAUAUUUUACAUACAUUCCCCGAUUAAGAAUUUGUCGGCCGGUUGGAAGAGCCGACUAUUCCGAAAGUCUGUAUCUAGAUUUGAAGAUUUGAUGAUCAAACAACCCUCAGGCUUUGUCUUUUGGGGUACAAACUAUCCCGUACAAUACGUGGACGCUUUGUCCCAACUCCUCGUUCACCGGUGUUUUUUGUCUCAGUUUUGUCUAAGAACCAAUUGUUAGUGAUGAUCCCAGAUUGAUCAGCAAUCAAUCAUGGUUAACACAAAACGUUCCGCACGAGGAGAGCGUGGAGAGUGAGUUAAUGGUCAGAUCAAACUCACGGGUACCAAACUUGCCAGACGUCGUAUACCCCUGUCAUGUCAAGCUUGUAGGGUCAGAAAGUUAAAAUGCAACAGAGAAAAACCAUGCCAAAACUGUGUAGUAAGGGGAAAUAUAGCCAUCACUACUUGCUCAUAUGCCGAGAAGAAUGAUGCUCGUUUACCGGGGCUCUCUACUUUGCAACCGGAACAAGAAGAUAUGAGAGCGCGAAUCAAUCGAUUGGAGAGCUCAAUUCUAUCUGUAAUUUCUAGGGAGAAAAAGAACAACAUCUCUCCUCUCCCUCUAAGUCUCGGAGAGAAUAAUGAUGAUCAUGCCGGUCAAGCAGGUGGCCAAAAAUCUUCUGUCGAUACAAAGAGUACACAUUGGGAUUCGAUUCUCCACGAUCUCGGAGAAAUGAAAGAUGCAUGGAUUGAUGAACACGAUCGAUUCGAGACAUCAUUGCCACCAGCAACAGCUUCAUAUCGACCAAGUCUAUCAGGGAGUCUUACUGAACCACCUGAUCGCGCAUCGAUACUUGCAUCUUUACCUUCCAGGAAAGAGGCAUAUAAGCUUAUUGAACGGUUCUUUGAAAGUUAUAACCCUUCCAUACCAGCAUGUUUCGCCAAUAGUUUGGACAAACAGAUUAAAAGUUUCUGGGAAGUGCCUCAAAAGGCUCGAAUCGUCUGGAUUGGUCUAUAUUUCUCAACCAUGUGUUUGGCCCUGCAAUCCUAUGCCCGUAAUAAUGACAUGCCUCCUGAAUAUCAAGAUACAUUAGCGACAGUCAUAGACCUUUAUCGUAUCCGCACCGCCCAGUGUCUCAUAACAGCUGAUGUCACAAGACCUGUCUACUUGAUAAUAGAAACCAUGCUAUGUUACGCUUUCAUUGAGUAUGCAUAUGAACGAGAUGGUGAUAUGGGUACUUGGCUUUUAUCCGGGAAUAUUAUGCGUCUAGCCCUACAACAAGGAUGUCAUCGUGAUCCGGAUCAGCAUUCUGGUCUCAGUGUGUAUGAGGGUGAAAUGAGACGUCGCGUUUGGCUGAUUAUUACACAGCAUGAGUUACUUUUCUCCGUUCAAAUCGGACUUCCAAAAUCCAUCAAGCUCGCUGAGUGCGAUUACAAAGAACCCCGCAACCUGCGCCUAGAAGAGCUUUCCGAAGACAUGACCAUUCUCCCCCCAUCCCGGCCUGAUGAUGAAAGCACACACAAUUGUUACCAACGCGUCCAAUCUCGAAUUAUGCGUGCCUACGGCUAUGUCAUUGAAUUUCUUCACACCGUCGAACCCCAACCAUAUACCGAAGUAAUCAGACUGGACGAAAUGCUCAAAAAAUACCACGAUCAGAUUCCCUCGCAUCUCCAACUUGGCACUCUUUCUCAAAUGGCUCACGAGACCCCAUCCAAUUUUGCCGAAAAAUUCUUCCUUCAAAAGUUUUACUAUAAAGCUACACUUCUUCUUCAUCGCAAAUAUUGGAACGCCACACUACCUGGAAACCCAGACGUAUUUUGA
Botrytis deweyae is the source of this 1977-nucleotide messenger RNA. RefSeq lists its product as uncharacterized. The coding region runs from base 694 to 1977 and encodes 427 amino acids. Gene Ontology annotation, cellular component: nucleus. The transcript has 5 exons. Gene Ontology annotation, molecular function: DNA binding; zinc ion binding. The record is from RefSeq and is a predicted model, not a curated record. Gene Ontology annotation, biological process: DNA-templated transcription. NCBI's taxonomy places the organism in Eukaryota, Fungi, Ascomycota, Leotiomycetes, Helotiales, Sclerotiniaceae.